GAAGCAAAAAAAUAAUAAAGACAGAAGAAAAAUAUCAAGUUCAUCCAUUUUUAUAGCUAGAAAAAAAAGGAAAAUAUGCGUAGGUGCUCAUCGAAGGAUUUAUUGCUCUGCCGAUAAAUGUUUUCAUAUAAAAUAUAUCUCCUGUAAUAUUCUACAUAUACUCAAAGUGAAGAAAGAAUAACAAGAAAUUUUAGUGCAAAAAAAAGGAAGUAAAGCUUCCAAUUUGUGAAGAAAAAAAAGUGAGAAUUCGCUCGUGUACAGUGAUUUGAAUUGACGUCAUAAAAAAUAAAAGAAAAAAAAAAUUGUGUUACUAUUCGUAACAAGCCAAAGGCAUUUUAAUUUGAAGCGUUAAAGUCGUGAGGACAUAAAUCAUAAAUCAGCAACUAUGGGAACAGUGUUGAGUUUUAGUCCACGUGAAAGACGCCCAAUUUAUACAACACAUCAUCAUGGAAGCGGUACAAUUAGUACCUCAAAUUCAGCAUCCGAUUUUCAGCUCAAUAAUUAUGCAUACGAGCAAAUCAAUAAUGCUAAAAAUCGUGAAAAUUCAAAGCCGAUGCAAUAUUUGAACGUGCCAAAUCAAUUUCAAUUACAAAAUGGCACAAAUUCAAAUAGUUUGGUCCUGUUUGGAUCAUCAAAUUCAAAUAUUGUCAACAAUAAUUUGACAACAUCGAGUCAUGUCUCGUCAAUUGACGAUAGACAAUCGGAAAAUGCUCGAAUUCUGUCCGAGAAGAAUGCAAUUGAGAAGAAUCUCAAAAAGCAUUCACUGUUCAUUAAUGCAUUGUCAUGGAAGAGAUUAUCAUCAUCACAUGGAAAGAAGAAAUUGGACUCGAAUAGUUCAAAAAAUAAGUCCAACAUAACAAGUGGAUCAUUUCGUCCACCGACACUCACUGAUACUGUCCAUCCAAUGGUCGUUGUCAAUGAUAAGAAAAAGUAUCCUCAACAGCAAGUUCAACUCAUAGCGAGUAACAAUUCGAAUAAUAUUGUCACAACAAAUCAAGCAAUUCCGCAAAAUUCGACAAACUAUUUCAUGCAAGGUGAACACAAGAAUGUCAUUGCUCUCGACUUACAAAAUGCCAAUUUACAACAUCAUCAUCAGAAUAUUGAUAAAGUUGUAUCGAAAAUGUCCAUUCCAGUUCGUCCUAUACAACUAACAUCGAACAAUGUUGAACAUCAACAAUCAUCGCAAGCACCACGAAAGACAAUUAUACAGGCCUCAACCAGUGAACUUCUCAAAUGUCUGGGAAUCUUUUUACGAGAUCGUUGCUGUAAAUUGCGCGACUUUCAGGCUGGCGAUGCCGUCAUGUGGCUUCGAGCUGUUGAUCGAAGUUUAUUAUUACAGGGUUGGCAGGAUGUCGCAUUUAUCAAUCCAGCCAACGUUGUAUUUGUUUAUAUGCUGGUACGUGAGAUGGUCGAUGGAAGGGAGAUCGAGGAAUUGGAUUUACAGGCAAAAGUGCUGACAUGUCUAUACUUAUCAUAUUCAUACAUGGGAAAUGAAAUUAGUUAUCCAUUGAAGCCAUUCCUGGUUGAAGAAUCAAAAGAUAAAUUUUGGGAUCGCUGUCUUCUUAUUGUCAAUAAAAUGAGUACGAACAUGCUUCGUAUUAAUGCCGAGCCUGGUUAUUUUACUGAAAUAUUUACCGAACUUAAAGGAUGCGGCAUGAGUUCACCAAUAGAGAAUCAAUUAAAUAACAAUCAUCUUAUUAGUCCAAGUUCACAUAUAACCAACAAUAUAUUGAGUAAUAAUAUGAAUAAUUUGAGCAUUACUAACUCACACAACUCUAAUAAUCUCAAUAAUAAUAAAAGUUCAACGAACGUUAAUAUAGUUUCACCAACGACGGCUAUGAAUAAUUUGAAUAGCAUAAAUAAUAACCAUUUGAGUCAAUCGAAUGGAAAUUUACAAUAUGGCUCUGCUUGACGAAAACAUCCACAUGUUGUUGUUCACAUGAUUGCCGGAGCAAAUCAAACAAAUUUAUACCAACAUCAAACACUUCAGGAAUUGACGACGAUUGUUUAAUAAGAUUUUUUAUGAGAGUCAAGGAAGAAGAAGAAGAAAGAAAGAACGUGUUGACAUUUUGUGUGUGUGCAGAUGAUUAUGACUUUAUGAAAAAGGCAGUUCAAAGGGAGAAUGAGGGUUAUGAAGAAGGCUACAAAGUUUAUGAUGAAAAACGCAUAAGUCUACUUAUUGAAGGUUUUGUGUUGCAUUUUGACAUGAAAUUGAUAUUAAUUAUGAAUGUUGUGGAUUGCUAAUGAUAUCCAAAGGGAGAUGCAAUUUUGAGAACCUUAAUGAAUUUAAAGCAAAUUGAUUCAU
This is a messenger RNA of Chironomus riparius, 2305 nucleotides long. Lineage: Eukaryota; Metazoa; Arthropoda; Insecta; Diptera; Chironomidae. The record is from the annotation of a GenBank genome assembly.